AUGAAUGAAUACAUUUCGUUCGAAUCAAAUGUGCAAUGGCCCAAUUGCAAUGAAAGUGAUCCGUUCGUUCAGGUUUAUCUUGAUGAUAAAAAACAAAAGCAAAAAACCACUGUGCAAAAAAAUACGAAGAACCCACAAUGGAACCAGUCAUUCGUCUUCAACCAUUUGACGGGACAACAUAUUCUACAUGUCGAUGUUUAUGACAAAGAUAUUUUUAUUAACGAUAAAAUCGGAUCCAUAGAAAUCGACCUGCACGACUUGUACGACGAAGGUCAUAUUGAUCAAUGGUACAACCUUCCAUCCCGACAUGGCAGUUCAUCGAAUGGAGAAAUUCAUCUGGUGUUUGAUUAUCAACCGCUGAAAUUUUGA
Adineta ricciae is the source of this 369-nucleotide messenger RNA. NCBI's taxonomy places the organism in Eukaryota, Metazoa, Rotifera, Eurotatoria, Adinetida, Adinetidae. The record is from the annotation of a GenBank genome assembly.